Molecule: messenger RNA, 5258 nt
Organism: Octodon degus (degu)
Lineage: Eukaryota; Metazoa; Chordata; Mammalia; Rodentia; Octodontidae
Gene: Kremen1
Product: kringle containing transmembrane protein 1
Exons: 9
Biological process (GO): Wnt signaling pathway; multicellular organism development
Cellular component (GO): plasma membrane
Source: RefSeq, a predicted model, not a curated record
CUCUCCGCCGCGGCGCUCACGCUGGCGGCCCGGCCCGCGCCCGGCCCCGGCCUCGGCCCCGGACCCGAGUGUUUCACAGCCAAUGGUGCAGAUUACAGGGGAACUCAGAACUGGACAGCACUGCAAGGCGGGAAGCCAUGUUUAUUCUGGAAUGAGACUUUCCAGCAUCCAUACAACACUCUGAAAUACCCCAAUGGGGAGGGUGGCCUGGGCGAACAUAACUAUUGCAGAAACCCAGAUGGAGAUGUGAGCCCCUGGUGCUAUGUGGCAGAGCAUGAGGAUGGGGUGUACUGGAAGUACUGCGAGAUUCCUGCCUGUCAAAUGCCUGGAAACCUUGGCUGUUACAAAGAUCAUGGAAACCCACCUCCUCUAACUGGCACCAGUAAAACAUCCAACAAACUUACCAUACAGACCUGCAUCAGUUUCUGUCGGAGUCAGAGGUUCAAGUUUGCUGGGAUGGAGUCAGGCUAUGCAUGCUUCUGUGGGAACAACCCUGAUUAUUGGAAGUAUGGAGAGGCAGCCAGCACCGAGUGCAACAGCGUCUGCUUUGGGGAUCACACCCAGCCCUGUGGAGGUGAUGGCAGGAUCAUCCUCUUUGAUACUCUUGUUGGUGCCUGUGGUGGGAACUACUCAGCGAUGACAUCCGUGGUCUAUUCCCCAGACUUUCCUGACACCUAUGCCACUGGGCGGGUCUGCUACUGGACGAUUCGGGUCCCAGGAGCCUCUCACAUCCACUUCAACUUCACAUUGUUUGACAUCAGGGAUUCUGCAGACAUGGUGGAGCUGCUGGAUGGAUACACCCAUCGAGUCCUGGUCCGAUUCAAUGGGAGAAACCGCCCACCUCUGUCCUUUAAUGUCUCUCUGGAUUUUGUUAUUUUGUAUUUCUUCUCUGAUCGUAUCAAUCAGGCCCAGGGAUUUGCUGUCUUAUACCAAGCCAUCAAGGAAGAACUGCUGCAGGAGAGGCCCACUGUCAACCAGACCCUGGCUGAGGUGAUCACAGAGCAGGCCAAUCUCAGUGUCAGUGCUGCCCGCUCCUCUAAAGUCCUCUAUGUCAUCACCACCAGCCCCAGCCAUCCACCGCAGACUGUCCCAGGUAGCAAUUCCUGGGCACCAGCAGUAGGGGCUGGCAACCACAGAGUGGAAGGGUGGACAGUGUAUGGCUUAGCGACUCUCCUUAUCCUCACAGUCACAGCCAUUGUGGCAAAGAUACUUCUGCAUGUCACAUUCAAAUCCCAUCGUGUUCCUGCUUCAGGAGACCUUAGGGAUUGCCAUCAACCAGGGACUUCAGGAGAAAUCUGGAGCAUUUUUUAUAAGCCUUCUACAUCAAUUUCCAUCUUCAAGAAGAAGCUCAAGGGUCAAAGUCAACAAGAUGACCGUAAUCCCCUUGUGAGUGACUAAAACCCCAUCAUGCCUACAACAUGGGUCCCUCUUUGAGCUCAAGGCUGCCAGGGUCAGCCUUGCCAUGGUUCUCCUCUACAAAGACCAGCUCUUCCCUGCCUCCCUGUCCUGGGACUGAGAAGGAACGCCAUGCUGUAGGGGCAGUGGAGCCCGGAUUUCUCCUGCUUCAUCAGCUGCACUUGGGAAAGAGACUCAAGGCCUACUACCUAGCCCUCCCAACAUCUUUCUGGUCUAGCAAUGGGAGUGUCAGUGGGACAGAUGGUGGCAGCUAGCAUGGGGCUCAGGUACAUUCUAGAUGGCUGCUGGGUGGUGGGUAGGUUUAAUGCAUAUUGAGCUUUUCUUCUGUUUUGUCCACACAUAGAUCAGUUUGCACUGGUCUUUACAGUUUGAACGGCCAGGCUGGAAGAAUUCUCUGGUCUCUUGAUGGCUGGCCUGGUUCCACACAAGUACUCCUCUGAGUAUUAGUAGCCCUAAACUGUAAAGAGGGCUGGUGCUCUGUACUAACUCUGGAGCUUUACUGUGAGUGCUGGACUAAGAUGUGCCUAUUCCAGAAGGCCUGAGAGGAAGGGCUGGUCACCUCCCAUUCAUAUCAAACCUGAUGCCUUCCACACACAUGCUUUUUUCUAGAGGCUUCUUUCUGUAGUUCUGUGAGCUACAGAACAAACUUGAGGGGUAGGCAUAUAAAACAUCUACUCAUUGAUCCCUGCUACAGACUACUGGAAGUGUCUAUAAGCACUCAGUAACUCCUUUUGAAUUGGACUUUUUUUUGGUGGGGCGGCUGCACUGGGGAUUGAACCCAGGACCUUGCACAUGCUAGGCAAGUGCUCCACAGCUGAGCUGCGUCUCUAGCCCUUUUCAUCUUACUUUGAGACAGGAUUUCACUAAGUUGCCAGUGUUUGACUUCAACUUGUGGUGCUCCUGCCUCAGCACCCCCAAAUAGCUAGCAUUUUAGGAGUGUGCUACUGCACCCAGCUGUGAGAUUUAUUUGGGCUGACCCCUGAGCUGAUCAUGGCCCUGUGGAACCUGAACCAGGCCUUGGGAUCUCUGUUCUCUCAGCUGACCGGCUGUCAGUUCAGAGCAGGGAGUGUAAAGACUGGUAUAGCCUUAGGCAGCAUUGUGUGAGAUAUGGGGCUUACAGACCCUACUUUAGAAGAAGAUACAAACACUCUGGAGACUGUAGUUUGCCCUUUCUUACAGGACCCCAGUGGGAUUAUGAGUGGUGCUGUGGGGAGGGAGAGGGCUUCUAUCCCUGGCCCCAUGCCACGUCCCUUGCACAGAGAGGUGACCUAUAGAGAUCAGGGUGAGAAGGGAGGGUUUGGAGCUGGAGAUCCUCCAAGGACAGGCCUGAAGAUUGAGAGCUCCAGCUGCAGUGGCUGCUGGUUGUGAGAAUCAGUGCCAUAUAAUUUAGAGUUCCCACCAUCCGGAAGCAGGCUUUGUCAACAGCAUCUGAGAAGAGCAGUCCAUGACCCUGUGAGAGCAUGGCUGUCCUGCGGGGCACUCAAGCCUUGGUGCUUGUGUGUGUCUGCCCUCUUGGGUGCCCUCCUUGGCUCUGAGCCUGCCUACCUCAGAUUCCUAAGCCACUGCCUGCUUUCACCCUUCCUGGGAUUCUAGGAACCCAUCUGCACCUAGCUGCUCCCAGGAAGACAGAAAGUUGUAUGGGGCCAGCUGGGUGAUGUCUGCUGCCAGAGGUGACAUUUGGCAACUUAAGUCCAGAAGAGACAUUCAGAACCAGUAAGCAAAGGAGCAUUUAGAGAAGAGAAAAGGGACACUGUGUCCACAGGUUGGCAGAGCACUGGUCCAGGCCCUAUGCAAGGCUGCUGAGGAGCUGCUGGGGGUUGUCUUCCUCCUUUGAUCUAGAAAGGGUGGUCACCCUGAAGCAGCUGUCCACAGGUUCCUAAGUCCAGUGACAGAAGCCUGUAACACACUAGGACCACUGAAAAUAGAUGAAUGCGUGCAGUUCCCCUCCAGGCUAUUCUGGGCUUUUCUGGAAUCUCCUGUCAAAUGUUGGUGUCAGGUGUGGGCAGUCACAAAGGGCCUGUGCUGUGAAUAGCUCCAUGUAUAUCUCAAAGGCAGUGUGGAAUUUGUCCCCAGAAAGGGCUGGCCUGGCCAGGGGGAUUUGCUGAGCUAUCCUGGGCUGAUGCUAAGGCCACUCACCUACCCUCCUUACAUCUCAGGGCACAGGAGGCCAUGCCCCAGCCCAGGUGUUACCUGAACUGAAGCUGGGGCAGUCCUUUCUCAGAGACCCCAGGAAGUGCAGGUGAUGCGCCUGCACUCUUGCUUGGUCUGGGCACAGCCCAGUGCCUCCAAGGACCAACUUCCUCUCCAGGGAGCAGCCCCAGGAAACCCAAACCCACCUCAGGACACAUGCUGGGGGGAGGAGGACUGAAAGUUGACCCAAACGAAACACCAUAAAUACCUGGCCAUGGCCUCAGAGCCUGUCAGCAGCAUUCCUAUGGUGAGUAAAUAAAAUUUACUUUACACCCGAGAAAUAAAAUUCUCUCAGCUGAGGUGAGCCUCAGCUCCCAGAACAUGGCAGGAACAGGCACUUGAUCUGUUAAGAAACUUUUAGAAGAGAGGAGGGGUUAAGUGGGGUUGGAAAGGGGUGACCUUGAGGAAAGUAAAUGACAGUGCAGCAGAAGACCUUGAAAGAGGCAGCGGAGGUCUCAGAGCUUUUCUCCAGGGGCCAAAGCAUGGCCUUCUGCCUUGUAGCACCCAGCCUGCCUUCUCAAGGGUGCACCCAGCCAUCUGUUGCUCCUGUGGUAACUAUACCUCAGCCAGCUGGGGCCUGGCUGCCUGGUGUCUAUAGCAGCAUCUCACCGCCUUGGUGCCUCUGAGAAGGCUGGUGGGGGGCCGUGGGUGCCCUGUGCCCUUCCUGCUUGUCCAGUCCACUGCAAGGCAGAGGCUGAGCAGGAAUGAACCCUGCACCUUUCUCCACAUCAGUCAGCACUGGGUUGAGGGCUUUGGCUCAUGACUGCAGUCAGCCAGCAGCCCACAAAGAUCAAAGCACUCACAAGUACAGCUGUCCUGGCCCUCAGGUUGAACCCGAGGCGUGCCUGGGCCUGAUGCCCCACCACGCCCGAGUCAGCCCAGCCAGGAGCCUGCCUGACCCCACUUGGGAUCUGAAUCUGGCUGCUGUUCUGACCAGUAGGGCACACACAGUCACUGCCCAGCUCCCGUGGGCACCACACACUUAAUCUUCACAAGCACUUAGAGACAGAUGGCGCUCAAGACCCAGCCUCCCAGAGCCUGGCCAGACCCCCACUCCACAACUCUGUCAUCCUGGACCCCCUUGGGUUUCAGAUCUUCUGUGUGGUGUUUGAUGUUGGAUUUUGUUACUACCUUCAGAAUUUUUAACACUUUGACUGUUUCCUCUGGUGUCUUUGUUUACUUUCCUUGCUGUUCUACCUCCUGGCCAGGCCUCUCAGUUUAGCUGCCCUGGUGUGGGGUAUUUCUCAAAUCUUCCAGCCUCUGCUGGCUUCCCUGAGGCUGGAUAUCUCUGAGACAGACAGACCCCUGGGGGGCAUGGCACAGGCUCCUGUCCUGUGGAGCGGCUGAGCCCGCUCACUGAGGCAGAUAGGGAACAGGUGGAGGAGGGCAGUCAGAGGGGACUCUGCUUCAGAAGGGAAGUGUCCUUGGAGGUCCCUUUCCUGCCUGUGCAGGGAGCUGCCAUCCCUGGGGUUCACAUGGCGCCAGGACCUUCCCACAUCCAAAGUCAUUUCCUAGCUGGGAUUUUGACUUUAGAUGACAAGGCUUUAUUUGUAAAUAUGCUCUUAAUAUGCAACUUUGAGAAUAAAAUAGAAACAUCAUGUAUUUUAAAAUAUAAAAUGAAGUGUGAUGCACUGUAUACAAUUUAAUAUAUA